UGUUUCCGUACGAGCGUGUUCGACAGCCGCGGAGAAGCUGCAACUCUUUUUCGGUAACAGGAUUCCGGAGCGGGAGCCGCGCAAGACGAGCAACAGCAACAAGAGCAGCGAGGCUAAGGAGAGGACGCGUUUGGCCAAGAAAGCGUCAGAGGUAGAUCCACCGUAACGGUGGACGGGAUUCUCGACGAAGACGACGUCCGAGUAGGUCGUCUGAGUGGGUAGGCUUUCAUCGUGGGCGAACGAGAGGGAGAAAAAACUUCGCCAUGCCGGCAGGUAUUGGCGCUUCGUACAGGUCGUUAGGCGACCUGGGCGAAAAUGUGUACAAAAGCACGACGAUCGUCGACCAAACGCAGACCACCGGGCAGAGCGUCCUCGAGAGUGUCAAGAAGGCUUUCAGUUUCGCCUCACCCAAGGUCGAGCUAAGGAAAAAGGACCCGCUGAUCGAGGACCGCCGUGAGAGCGUCUCGAUCGUUUCAAGGGAAAGAAACAGGAUGCCGACUGCCGCCACAGCCGAGGAAUCAGCUCUUUUGGGCACGAUGCCUUCAGAUAGCAUGGAUGACAUCGAAUUGAAAAAUAUUCAGCUUCAAUUCCCGGCGCUAAGAUACUUGUCCAGAGACGACAAUUCCGUUCGAGAGGAGAGGGUGGAAACGGACAAAGGAAGUCUGCUGGUGGCUGUACAAGGAAAUCGAGCGAAACCUGCCAUUCUCACCUAUCACGACUUAGGCCUUAACUAUAUAUCGAGCUUCCAGGCAUUCUUCAAUUACAUCGACAUGAGAGUUUUACUCGAAAACUUCUGCGUUUACCACGUGAACGCACCAGGUCAAGAAGAAGGUGCUCCAACACUACCUGAGGACUACGUUUAUCCGUCCAUGGACGAGCUAGCUGAACAGCUGCUCUUCGUCCUGGGUCAUUUUGGCCUGAAAUCCGUAAUCGGUUUCGGUGUUGGCGCUGGAGCCAAUAUACUGGCAAGAUUCGCACUUGCUCAUCCUGAGAAGGUCAAUGCCCUAUGCUUGAUAAACUGCGUAUCGACACAAGCAGGUUGGAUCGAGUGGGGUUAUCAGAAGCUGAAUGUUCGCCACCUGAGAUCACAGGGCAUGACCCAAGGUGUAUUGGACUACCUGAUGUGGCAUCAUUUUGGCAGGGGCACGGAGGAAAGGAAUCACGAUCUCGUUCAGGUGUACAAGAAUUAUUUCGAACGUCGUGUGAAUCCAACGAAUCUGGCGUUGUUCAUCGAUAGUUACGUUCGUCGUACAGACCUGAAUAUCACGAGAGAAUUAGAUCCGACGCGUAAGAAGGAAGGUCUUACGCUUGGUGUACCUGUCAUGAAUAUCACAGGUGCUUUGAGCCCGCACGUCGACGACACUGUGACGUUAAAUGGACGAUUAGACCCGGCGAACAGCUCUUGGAUGAAGAUUUCUGAUUGCGGAAUGGUACUGGAGGAACAACCGGGCAAAGUAAGCGAGGCCUUCCGACUGUUUCUGCAGGGCGAAGGAUAUGUGGUGAGAUCCCCGCGGAAGCCCGUGACGCCGACAACACCCGAAGUGGCACCGCUCUCACCGCUGAAAAUGGCUGACUACAGACUGGCCUCCCUCGAGGGAUUAAAUCACGUUUGCAGUAAGAAAAUCGACUGGCCCACCGCGACUAUACACAUCACCGAGAAUCCCAUAUCGGAGGCGGUCGUUUGUUAAAUUUCUUGUCGACAAAUCCUCACCAUUCUCAUUGGUCGUUCACCAACGACAGACCACGCGAGCACGAAAAAUUCACGCGAAUCGAACGUUCAGUUUUUUUUUUAAUUCUUUUUAUUCGAGGUUUCGUCGGGGCAACGAUCAACGACGUGGCUCUAAAACGUUUUUCAAUCUUCGUUUCUACCAUUCGAUCCUUUAAUUUAAUCGUAUUUUUAAUUCCAUCGAUUUAUUUCAAUGUUUCGUUUAUUUCUAUCUAUGACGUUACGUUAAGAUUUGUGCAAGUUAAAGUAGCAUGAUUAUUUUGUAGCAAUUUAUUUCGUAAGAUCUGUUUGUUUCGUGUUUAAGAAUAGUUAAGCUAGCUGGUAGUCCUUAUUUAACGUUUAAGAAGCGUUUUAUCGAUUGGAUGAUACUAAUGUCGAAAGCCGAUUAUUAUCGUUCGCGAAAGACUUCCAACCGUUCAAUAUAAUUCGGAAGGCACGUAUCCACUUUUAAAACCCACGACAAUUUCUCGCGAAUCACCCAACGAUUUUUACUAUUGUUAUCUACGAUAUCUCUUUGUUCAGCGGAACAGCGUAUCUUUUUAAAAAUUUCAACGAACGGACACCAUCGACGGGGUCCUUUUAACAGAUAAACAUUCAGGAUUAUACAAACGUGCAAUUAUCUUCGACUCGUCAAAAAUCCGGCAGCAUCUCAUUCAUAUCGGUACGCGCAGAUUACGAUUCUCGUAUAACGUCAGAGACAACGAAACCGUGGUUUUGCAUAAAAAAAGAAAAACGACUCUAACGAAAAGCAAACCAAGGGGAAAAAUCAUUGUUGUACAAAGUAUGUACGUAGAAUUCGAAUGAAAAAGGGUGUUCAUUGUGCUCACCUAUGAUGCACAUUGCAUACAUUUGUUAUCGAUGAUGAUCAUACGAUUCUAAAAGAAUAUUUCAAGAAACAAAAAAUGAAAAAAAAAAAAUUUGAAGAUGAAGCUAAUAACACGAUUUCGUGUGUGUGUGUGCAGCACUGCAUCGUAGAGAAGCGCGCACUAAUUGCUUUCCGUGUUCAGGAAAACGAUGGUAGGUGACGAAUCGGGUUGUCAAGUUUGGUUGGAAAGACUUGCGCACAUUUGAGAUACUUAUUCGCCGAGCAGGAACACAGCGUGUGGUCUUUUUAGAAAUUUGAACCCGUCCAACAUCGCGCCUACUAAAGUUUUCGUGCAAACAUCGAUAUCGCUUGCGUUCAUCUCGAAUCUGAGACCGACAAGAUAGAUUACACGAUUGAAGGAGCAAGAUUUGAGUAAUGUAGAGAUUUGAAGAAAAAAAAAGAAAAAAGAAGUGACAAGGUAACAGAAAGGUAGGUAUUCGAUGACUUCGCUUAGCCGUUAUCAUCCACAGAACUUUUGAAGUGGUGAAAUGCAAAAAGAUAAAGCCUAAAAGAAAUAAGCAAUUCGGCUGCGCGGAGCGGUCGUUCGUGUUCUCUCGGUAAGAAACUUCUCGUAGGCCUGCACGUGUGAUAUGUGCUUCGUGUUAAAGCAGGAAACUCGUACGAGGAUACCGCGCGCGUUCAAUAAAAUCCUCCGAGCCGAGUUGAAUCCUGCGAAACGUUUCCUCGACGGUAAACAGGGAGGAACGUUGGUUCAUUUGUUUGCGCUCGCGCACCGUUCGCACCCUUUCCUUAGUUCGAGGCGUUUAGAGAUACAUACAUAAUCGAGAGCAUGUGUGCGUGCGUGAGUGCACGAGAAAGAGAGAAAGAUAAGAGGGAAAGAAAGAAGAAACGAAUGUUGUAAGAGUAUGUCUGCAAGAGUAACUUAGAGGAAGGAGGGUCGUAGAUUGUCGUUAAACAAUAAAAAAAAAAGAAAUAAAGAAUGUAAAAGAAAAAAUGAAAAAAAAAAGGGAGUAUCUGGUUCGGUACCUCAGUACGGUUCUACCAGGCUUCUUAAAGCCUUUAGCGUGAUAUGAUAAGACGUGCCUGCUACAUGAUGUCGUACGUAGCUUUCGAAAGUUUCAACGCCUUUAGUUUUCUAUGCGAUUCCCGUACGUCCUGGAUUUUCCCUAUUUUCGCGCGCCCCUUAGAACGAACCGUGCAAUACGCUACAUUCAUGGUAAUAAUCGCCAUUUCCGAUGUGCAACCUUUUUUGUACACAAACCUCUAUAAUCCUGUUAAAGAUCUAUCCGCAAAAUAUAUCAGCAAACAAGGAUAAAUUAUUUCUAUAAAUAUUAAAAGAUCCAACAAAAUUCGGCAACGUAGUACGGCAUUUACGACCAUCAAUGACGUGUACUGUGUGUUUACAUCGAAUGGAAACGGAUGAGGCAAGAAUGAAAGCAAAGGAGAUGCGCGAAAACACGACGAAAGUCACGACAAAAGGACGUAUCGAGGGACGAAAAGGUUUAAUCGUUUCGUGUAAAAGAGAGUUUAUAAACAGAGCGAAUAUAUUAUAGACGUAUACCUAUGGCGCGUUAUUUAGGCCGGCGAAUUGAGACAAAAUAGUAGUCGACAGCUUAGUAUUAGACAAUUUCUGGCGAUUUUCGAUUCGAAAGGAUUGAAGGUAUGCACGCAUUAAUCAUUGCUAAACCGCGAGCGCUAUCCAGAGUAAAGUAGCUUUUAAGGACCACCUAUAAACACACAUAACAUACACACAGAUACCACUACCAUUAACCCCUUCGUUUCCACAUCGCUCUUGGAACUGCAUUAUAGAAACAUUCAAGAACGGAUUAGGUCCACGUUCGAAAUAAGUCACAUUUUACCCCUUCCAUUAAUUGUAUUUGAUUGAACAUAUCGUGGAUAAGUGUGAUACCAGUACCAUUGUACGACCGUUCAACAAUCUAAUCGUAAUCUUUGAUCGUUCAUUGAAGAUUUUCACGAGACGCAUAUCAUUAGCGCGAAUUAAUUUACGAAUUCGAUUGAUUAUAAUUGAAAAAUCAAAAGAUGGAAAGCCGGCUAUCGAUGAUGGUUUGAUCGUAGAAUUCUGUGUAUAUCUAUCGUGUCUCUAUUUUAAUUGAGAUACUAACGGUGAUUGAAUGUCUAUAACGCUCUAAAAGGUCGGAAAAAAAUUGACGUUGCUGAUGGUUACGAAGGGUUUAAAGAAUUCAUUAGCACACGAUCGAUCACAAAAUCGGCAUCAAACGCCACUACAAUCUCGCGGGUGGAUAACGAUGUUUCCUUGAGGUGCUAUAACGUGAAGAUUUUUGCCUUCGUUUGCAAAUCUUACGAUCCCUCGCGCAGUAUCAUCAGAUAGAUUGUAGCGGAAAUAUGUUAUUGACAACAACUCAAAGUAAAAACAAGGUAUAGUACAGUAAGCGAAGUAAACUUAGACGGAGCUUGAGUAUAUAUAUAUAUAUAUAUAUAUACAUAUAAAUAUACAGGUUAAACAACACGUGCGCACCGAAUAUACAUCUUGUUAUUUAUAAUAAACGAGUAUAAAAAUGAA
Molecule: messenger RNA, 5094 nt
Organism: Osmia bicornis bicornis
Lineage: Eukaryota; Metazoa; Arthropoda; Insecta; Hymenoptera; Megachilidae
Gene: MESK2
Product: protein NDRG3
Exons: 10
Coding region: 264-1688 (474 amino acids)
Biological process (GO): signal transduction
Cellular component (GO): cytoplasm
Source: RefSeq, a predicted model, not a curated record